Messenger RNA from Raphanus sativus (radish), 807 nucleotides. Its product is annotated as protein PELOTA 1-like. The coding region runs from base 85 to 534 and encodes 149 amino acids. The record is from RefSeq and is a predicted model, not a curated record. Gene Ontology annotation, biological process: nuclear-transcribed mRNA catabolic process, non-stop decay; nonfunctional rRNA decay; nuclear-transcribed mRNA catabolic process, no-go decay. The transcript is spliced from 7 exons. Gene Ontology annotation, cellular component: cytoplasm. NCBI's taxonomy places the organism in Eukaryota, Viridiplantae, Streptophyta, Magnoliopsida, Brassicales, Brassicaceae.
ACAACUAAGCAAAAUCACUUCAUAAAUAAUAGUAUAGAUUUUCUUUCCUUUUAGAAAACUUCAUUUGUAAUUAGCAGUGUGUACAUGGGUUAUUUUCAGGCAUUUUGGGACUCAUUGGCUCUUGAUACACUCAAGCAAGCCUCAGAUCCCGCUGCCAGUGCUGAUCUAGCUGUAGUUCUAAUGCAAGAAGGACUUGGACAAAUCUUCCUUGUUGGCAGAAGCGUGACAAGUAGCCGUGCACGAAUAGAAACAUCAAUUCCUAGGAAGCAUGGGCCUGCCAUUGCUGGUUACGAGUCUGCAUUGAAGAAAUUCUUUGAGAAUGUUCUGCAGGCCUUUGUGAAACAUGUUGACUUCAGUGUCGUUCGCUGUGCAGUGAUCGCAAGUCCCGGCUUUACAAAAGACCAGUUUCAUCGUCACUUAUUAUUGGAAGCAGAGAGAAGACAGUUGAGAGCUAUAAUUGAGAACAAAUCGCGUAUAAUUCUGGUGCACACAAACUCUGGAUAUAGGAAAAGGAUGACACGUGGGACUGAGUGAAGUUAGUUACGAGAGGAGCACGUGUCAGUCAUUGAAGUGUCAGUUGCAGAGUUUGUUACGAAACAAAGCAAGGAAGAAAUAUAAAAGAGAGAAGACGUUGUUUAGUUGAUUCAUUCUGAAAAGUGUUUGUGAUUUCUAUCUUGUAAUUCUCGGUGUGAGUGAAUACUUCUUAUCAUAGCUUUUGAGUGUUUCUUCAUAAGUAUCUCUUGGCUUGAUGAGAUCGAUCCUUUGUACUUUACAUUGAAUCGAAAUAAGAAUCUACAGUGUUCAUUA